CAACCACAUAUAUAAAAAUUGUAUGGAAGACUUUAAUUUUUAAAGAAAAUAUACAGUUGAUAUAUUGUUUUUUUCACAAUUUUAAACGAGUCAAACAAAUAAAUCAAUCUAGAAGCUGUUACUUUCGAGUUUUCAACCAUCUAUCACGACAUCAAUAGAUUAAAAAAUGUUUGCUGUCCGUUUCCUUCGCCGUUACAUUUAUUACAGAUUCUGAAAUCGGUUUGGAAAUCUAAUUUUGGAAAGAGACUGUCUUUUUCAAGAUUGUUUUUUCCUAUGAGAUUGUAUUGCUUUUAUAUUGGAAAGAUUGUUUUCUCCAACACAUGAGAAAGAUUGUUUUCUCCAACACAUGAGAAAGAAGAUAAGGAGUGUUUUUACCCCACCUCUUUAUUUAUAUGAACGGCCUUGAAUUAAUUUCCUCGUCUGGGAAUUGUGAUUUGCAGUGAGAAAGAGAGAAAUUAUCUUCAUGGCAUCUACUAAAUCUAAUGGAACUGUAGCAGGGACUUGGAAAUUAAUGAUGGAGGAUGGUCAGCCCAUUAAAUCUCCAAUCACAGUGAAAUAUACAAAGCUCUUCAUCAAUGGAGAGUUUGUUGAUUCAGUUUCAGGGAAAACAUUUGAGACAUUUGAUCCAAGAACAGAGGAAGUAAUAACGAGUGUAUCAGAAGCCACCACAGAAGAUGUUGAUUUGGCUGUCAAAGCAGCUCGGGCUGCCUUUGACCAUGGACCAUGGCCUCGCAUGUCUGGUCAAGAGAGGGGCCGCAUACUGAACAAGUAUGCAGAUUUGAUUCAAGAACAUUGUGAGCAACUUGCAACACUGGAAACGUGGGACGGAGGAAAACCUCUGGAUAUUGUCAAACAUUUUGACAUGCAGGAGGCACUUGGCAUUCUUCGCUACUAUACAGGAUAUGCUGAUAAAAUCCAUGGGCUGACAUUGAAAAUGAAUGGGCCAUACCAAGGAUAUACAUUACAGGAACCCAUUGGAGUAUGUGGUCAGAUUAUACCCUGGAACUUUCCCCUAAUCAUGUUUUUCCUGAAGAUCAGCCCUGCUCUGGCCUGUGGAUGCACAGUAGUCAUCAAACCUGCAGAGCUGACUCCCUUAACUGCACUUUACUGUGCCCAUUUAUCUAUUGAGGCUGGAAUACCUCCUGGUGUCAUUAAUGUGCUCCCUGGUUUUGGGGAAACUGCUGGCGCUGCCAUAAGCAGUCAUAUGGAUAUUGAUAAGAUCGCAUUUACAGGAUCAACUAAAGUGGGGAGAUUAAUCAUGGAGGCUAUUGCAAAGAGUAACCUAAAGGAUGUGACAUUAGAACUUGGUGGAAAAUCACCUCUCAUUGUCAUGGAUGAUUUUGAUAUCGAUCAAGCUGUGGAAAUAGCAAACUUUGGUGCAUUUAUAAACAUGGGGCAAGUGUGCCUAGCAAGUUCAAGGGUGUUUGUUCAAGAAAGUAUAUAUGAUGAAUUUGUAAGGAAACUGGCUGAAAGAGCAAAAAAGCAAGUAAUAGGUGACCCAUUUAAAGGAGGAGUACAACAUGGACCUCAGAUUAACAAGGCUCAAUUUGACAAAAUAUUGAAAUACAUUCAAUAUGGCAAGAUAGAUGGAGCUAAUCUAUUAUUAGGUGGUCAUUCGUUUGAUGGAAAGGGAUUUUAUAUUGAACCUACAAUUUUCAUUGAUGUUGAGGAUAAUAUGAGGAUUGCACAAGAUGAGAUAUUUGGUCCAGUUGUGUCUAUAUUAAAGUUCAAGACUAUAGAAGAAGUAAUAGAGAGAGGAAAUAAGACAAUAUAUGGUCUUGCGGCUGGAGUUUUAACUAAAAAUAUAAAUAUAGCUAAUAGAGUUGCAAGAUCUCUUCGUGCAGGAACUGUCUGGAUAAAUUGUUACCUUGUAAGUGCCCCUGAUUGGGCACUUGGAGGGUACAAGAUGAGUGGAAUUGGAAGAGAGUCUGGAUCUUAUGGCCUUCAAAAUUAUUUACAAGUCAAAAGUGUGAUUACUCCUCUUCAUGAGUCACCAUGGAUAUGAGAACAUCAAAGCAUGUGUAUUGUAUAUAUCUUCUUUAAUGCAUUGGAUGGUGUUUGUUGGAUAUAUAGAGUAACGUACUAUGAUGUAAUAUCGUCAAGUCACUCCCUUAUAUAGUUCAUAUUUUAUGUGUGUCAUCCUUAGGAUAUGUUCCACUUGAUAUGUAGGAGGGGAUACUAAUGUGUCAUAGGAUCCAUGUGAUUCUUAACUUACAUUAUGUGUCAAUUUAUUUUGUUGUUAAUAAAAAUGUUAUUUUAGAUAA
Molecule: messenger RNA, 2264 nt
Organism: Cryptomeria japonica (Japanese cedar)
Lineage: Eukaryota; Viridiplantae; Streptophyta; Pinopsida; Cupressales; Cupressaceae
Product: aldehyde dehydrogenase 1
Exons: 10
Coding region: 464-2005 (513 amino acids)
Molecular function (GO): aldehyde dehydrogenase (NAD+) activity
Source: RefSeq, a predicted model, not a curated record